Molecule: messenger RNA, 2028 nt
Organism: Drepanopeziza brunnea f. sp. 'multigermtubi' MB_m1
Lineage: Eukaryota; Fungi; Ascomycota; Leotiomycetes; Helotiales; Drepanopezizaceae
Source: RefSeq, a predicted model, not a curated record
AUGUUCUUUCGGACACUGCCCAUUAUUGCAGCCUUAGCAUUACCCAGGACUGCACUCUCGGAAGACGGGUCAUGCUUUCACCUAGAUGGCUCGCAGGCUACCGACCAUGUGCCAUGCUUCGGCAACGACACCCUCAGUCGAUGCUGCGGAUCAGAUCAGUUCUGCUUAACAAACCAGCUCUGUCUAGAUACUUCGGGCCCGGAGCCAGCGAAGAUAAGUCGUGGCUCAUGUUCAGAUCCCAAUUUUGGUCCUAGUUGUCCCUCCAUUUGCAAGGGAAUUAAUGAUGGGGAUGUGAUAGAGUUGAUAUCGUGUGGAGACCCGAAGAUGGGAGUUUUCUGCUGUGACGAGGGUAACAAGUUCGAAUGCUGCGACAGUCCAGCUAAACAACUCACACUUGGAUUUGGUAUCACACUCGCUGGAGACUUGGGCUCACCGACCGCAACGGCAAUGCCGUAUGCCCUGUCUACCUCAUCGGGCGAAUUGAACAAGCCACCAUUCCACACCCCUGCUGUUCACCAACCACCGCUCGCGCCAGCUCAAACCGAAUCUUCAACUUUCACAUCGCUGCCACAGCCUCCACCUCAGUUGUCCGUUGCUCAGUCUGCUCCGAGGCCGUGUUCAACUCCAUCUUUACCCAUACUUGCGCCGCCCCAAGAGUCAAUCAGUAGCAUGCCGAAUGCUUCACCUGCUGUGUCAAGCUGGUCAACCAGUCAGCCGUCGGCGCCAGCGCAGCCUUCCUCAAUCCUGCCGCCGCCACAGCCGGCCCCCCAAGGCUCGAUAAGUAGCUCGCCGAAAGCUUCAUCUGCUCCAUGCCUUCUAUCGUCUCAAUUGAACCAACCAUUGGUCCAAAGCUCUACUACUACUACUACUCAGCCUCGCCUGGCGCCGGUCCACACAUCUGUACAGAGUUCUUCCACUACGGUUCCGCAAACGUCUCUGGAUCCCAAGACGUCAGUUAUAACCGCUUCUCAAUCGGCUGUGGGCACAUCUCCUGCCACACCCGUGUCUUCUCCCCAUCGACGAACAAGAUCAUUCACUCCCGAGGAAUCGAGAGGGGGAGUCGCGAACCCCAAACCACAAACAACGUUAUAUCCGUCCUUGGCAUCAACUACAUCGAUCUCCGGGACUACAUCGAUUUCCGGGACUACAUCAAUCUCCAGCCCAUCCCCUGCCGAUUCUGCGAUUGCUGAUGCGACAGCGGGCAGUGUCAUCAUAUCUUCUCCCCCGAUUUCUAACGUUGCGAUCAUCAGCUCAACCGUAGGAGGUGCCAUCAUACUCUCCUUGCUUGGAUUUCUCGCGUACACGCUUCUUAAAAGACGGUCAGCGAAGCGGUACGAAGAAGGCGACGAGCGAGAGAGCCCCGGGAGCAGCAAUUAUACGGGUGGUUUGCAGAGCGCUUCGCCGGGGAAUUAUCGCAGCGGGCAGAACGAGAUCUCUGCAUUCGGUCUUCAGUACGAAAAGUCUCAUGGAGGCCCGAACCCGACGACCGUCGGGGCGCCACCGAUCAACAGUGGGAUGGCUGGACUUCGGAAUAACAGCACCAGGUCACAAACAGAGACGGAGGUCAUCAUGGUGGAAAUGGAUCGGAUUAAUGCGCUACGAUCGCCGGACUUCAACAGGCCCAUGGCGCCAGCACAGCAGAUGAAUGGCAUGGGGAACAUGGAGCAGAGGAUUGACGUUUCAUCCAAUGGUUACUACGGGAAACGGGAUUCCGACUGGAGCGUGCCAACAUCGAGGUUUGAGCAACAAGACGGAGCGAGCGGGCUCUACACCAGCGGGGUGUAUUCUAUCCCGCAGGGCGGGGAGAUGGUUAAUGGAACGAGACCCCAGGAUCCCGGGGAUCCGGGUUACGAGCGGCAGAGAAGUCCUGGUGGUGGACCGAUGAUCGCCACGCGAACCGCGGCCUGGAUUCCCAGUCCGGGCCUCGAGCGGCGAGUCCCGCAAGAUGCAAGCCGGGAUAGCUACAGCACGAUGAACAGCGAGAUGUUCGAGAAGCUGCUGUAUGAUGUCCAAAGUCAGCCAUUCUAG